CGGUACAAUAAUUCUAAGACCCCAUCAACUCCUUGUGGUUUCAUUGGAUGGGCACCAUGCCAGAAGCACGAGUACCAUCCGGCUAUAAAAGGAUCCACGAGGGACUCUUCCCAACCACUUGCACCUAAACCAGCACCACUUCCCAGCACACAAACCACCAAUUAACCCUGCCUACCGGCGCUGGCGCUUGAGGAGAUGGAGGCGGCGAUUGGCAUGGCAAGCGGGCUCAUUGGCAGCCUGGUGAAUCUGCUAGCCAAUGAGGCUGUGGGGGCGUACGUUGCCAGCACUGAGCUUGGCCUCAACUCCACACAGAUCAAAGAUGAUCUGCUGCGCACCCAAGUUCUGUUGUGCGAAGCCGACAGAAGGGCCAUGAGCAACAACGCCGGUCUGGAGGGACUGUUGCGGAGGCUCAGUGCCAAGGUCGAUGAGGCCGAGGAUGCCCUGGACGAGCUCCACUACUUCAUGAUCCAAGAAAAGCUCGACAACACCAAUUACACACUGCCGGAUCUGGGUGAUGACCUUCGGGGUCAUGCUCGCCAUGGUCGCCAUGCUCUUCGCCACAUCGUCGGUAACUGCCUUACAUGUUUCUCCUGCUCUUGUUCGACGAAAUAUGAUGAUGGUCGUGUUCCUGUUAUUGUUACAAAUAACCCACACAAUGCAACGGAGCAGCCUGAUAGUGGUGGUAAUGGUGAUCGUCCGGUUGAUAAGUUGUUAUUCGAUAGAGUGGCCAUGUCUAGGAAAAUUAAGUCAGUGAUAGAGGAACUACAUUCGUUGUGUGACUCUGUCACUGAGUCACUCAAAAUAGUUCCGCAUCAUAGCAGUAACACUGCCAUAAAACGACCUAUCAUUGGAUCAACCAGUGCACAGAGUAUAUUGUAUGGGAGGACAGAGCUUUUUGAGCAAACAGUAAAAGAUAUCAUUACCUGUGACACAAAUAGCAGUGAAACAUUGUCUGUUCUUCCUAUAGUUGGCCCAGGUGGUAUUGGAAAGACAACUUUCACUCAACACCUAUACAAUGAUAAAAGGAUACAAGAACACUUUGAUGUUAAGGUUUGGGUAUGUAUAUCUGAUUUUGAUGUGUUUAGGAUCACCAAACAUAUCCAUGACCACAUACGUGAAAGUGAAAAACAAGAAGGCAGCACUUCCCAUCAAACAACCAAUACCAGUUUAGACCUGCUUCAAAUAUAUAUUGGGCAUAAACUAAAGUCCAAAAGGUUUUUAAUUGCCUUUGAUGAUCUGUGGGAAUGCAAUAGCGAGGAUUGGGGAAACCUGUUAGCUCCAUUGAUGAAGGGGGAGGCCAAGGGAAACAUGAUUCUCCUCACAACACGAUCCCCGUCUAAAGCUGAUACUGUGAAAACAACCGAUGCAAUAGCACUGAAAGGCCUUCACCCUGAAGAUUUCUUCACAUUCUUUGAGGAACUAAUAUUUGCGGGAAACAAACCCGAGUAUUACCAAGAGGACUUGGCUAAUCUUGCAAGAGAUAUUGCAAACAAAUUGAAGGGUUCACCUCUAGCAGCUAAAACAGUUAGUCGGAUACUGAAAAGGGAUCCAUCUCGGGAACAUUGGACUGGAGUUCUUAAAAACAAUAAAUGGCAAAAACAAGAAAAUUCUGAUGACAUUAUGCCAUCUCUAAGAAUUAGCUAUGAUUAUCUUCCUUUCCAUUUGAAAAAAUGUUUCCCAUAUUUUGCCCUGUUCCCCGAAGAUUAUAGGUUUAAUAAUCUAGAGAUUACAUACUUUUGGAUUGCAAUAGGAAUCAUUGAAAAAGAUGAGAAUUACAUGGAACAACUUGUGGACAAUGGUUUUCUCGUGAAGGAGAAUUAUGUACUACAUGAUUUAUUACACGAACUAUCACGGAGUGUCUCGUCACAAGAGUGCCUCAAUAUAAAUAGUGGUGAAAGUUUUAGAGCUGAUGCCGUCCCCAAAUCUAUUCGUCUUUUUUCCAUCACCAUGGAAGAAAAAUAUGAUGUGACUUUUAGGGGAGAAAUGAUUAAACUGAGGAGCAAGGUAGACAUUGUAAAUUUACGGGCUUUGAUGGUUUUUCGAGAAUAUAGUGAAACUAUUAAUGAGAUUUUGGAAGAUACUUUCAUGGAAAUACAAGGUCUCCGUGUCCUAUUUAUGAAAGUCAAGUCCCUGAAAUAUUUCCCACCCAACCUUUCAAAGCUUAUCCACCUCCGAUACCUAAAAGUUUCUGGACACACAACUGACUCAGAGCUAACUUUGCCUAGCACACUCCCUAGAUUUUAUCACUUGAAACUAUUGGACCUAAGUAGUUGGUAUGGUAGGGAUAAAUUGCCUAAAGACAUUAGCCGCCUUAUCAACUUACACUAUUUAGUUGCUAGAAUUAAAUUCCAUUCUCAAUCUGUUGAACUCCAUUCCGAUAUUCCUGAGGUUGGAAAGAUGAAGUGUCUAAAGGAGCUUACAAAAUUUUGUGUCAAGAAAGAGAUUGUUGGAUUUGAGUUGAGUGAGUUGGGGGAGUUAACUGAGCUCGGAGGAGAACUCAGUAUAUAUAACCUUAAAAUGGUGGCAACCAAAGAAGAGGCUAUGGAAGCCAAACUGAUGUUGAAAGCUGAUUUGAAAAAGUUGGAGUUACUUUGGGGCACAGAACACGAUCAGGGAGAAUCUGAUGUCCUUGGUGAUAGUACAGAAUUAUCUGAUGUUAUUGAUGGUCUUGAACCACAUCCUAAUCUUCAAUCACUUGUUAUUAAAAAUCACGGUGGCUCAACCUGUCCUAGUUGGUUGUGUGGUUCCAUUGGCCUACUAAUGCUGACGUCCCUCUGCCUAGAGGAUGUUUCUUGGACCAUUCUUCCACUUGGGCGUCUGCUACAUUUGUCGUCACUCACGUUGAGGAAUAUUCCUAGACUUGGUCAGAUCAUAUCUGGCUCUUCUGACAUUACAGACAGGAGUUGUUCGCGGUUGAAGGAGAUUAUCCUCUUUCGGCUGCCAGAAUUUACUGAGUGGGUGGUGACGCCUAAUGCCCGUUGGUUUCCAAGGCUUGAACUUGUCCAUUGCUAUGGAUGCCCCAACCUCCGUUCGUUUCCCUUCCUGGAAGAGGGCUCUGGUUCUUAUACGAGCCUAUCGACACUCCGUAUUUUCAAAUGCCCCAAGUUGCUCCUGCCCCCCAUGCCGGCAACUCAUAUUGAUGUGCCUGCUGGUCCUUCACGGAGUAUGGAGUAUGAUGAACAUGACUUGCCUUUGACGGGGCAUAGCGGUGCUGCAUCAAAGUUCACAUGGGCGCAACUCCCAAAGCUAACCUCUCUGAGGGAGCUUCGUAUUGAAGGAGACUCAAGCUUUGUAUCUAUGGAUCUGCUCUCAAACCAUACAUCUUUGACCUGUCUACAACUAGUAGAUUGCGAGAAUUUAGAAGUAGAUGGGUUCAAUCCUCUCAUCGCAGCUGUCAACCUCAAGGAAUUUGCGGUUCACAACAGGGGAGGAGAUCGUUCUCGCUCUGUAGCGGCGGAUCUUCUCUCAGAAAUGGUGGUGGCAAGUAGGACUGACAUACAGUUGCCUUCUGCGGGCUGCUUCCGACUGGAAACACUUGGCGUGGAUAGCAUCUCAGCAAUGCUUUCUGCUCCCGUAUGCAGCCUCUUCGCCACCACCCUCCACACAUUAAUCUUCGAAUUGGAUCAGCGGGUGGAAAGCUUCACGGAAGAGGAAGAGAAUGCGCUUCAGCUCCUCACCUCCCUCCAACACAUGUAUUUUUGGUUUUGCCAAGGUCUGCCGUCCCUCCCUGGAGGGUUACACAAACUUUCUUCUCUCUGGGGCCUACAUGUGGGUUAUUGUCCUAAGGUCCGAUCGCUGCCCAAGGAGGGGCUCCCCGCUUCUCUGCGACUUCUAAUAGUAGAAGGGUGCACUCGCGAGCUAUGUGAGCAAGCCAAGGAAUUUGAAGUAAGAAACCCAUAUUUACGGGUAGACGCCUAUAAAUGCAUAGAUUGAAUUUUAAAUCCAAGGCCAGCCCCAUGUAACUUGUGAAUAUCCUUUCAGCCAUAUCGUCUAUGAGCUAUAUGUCUGCAUCUGGAAUAUCAUACUCUACUUUACAAUAUGAAGACCAAGGUGGCAACCGGCCGGUGGACCUGGAGGCUGAAGCAUGCAAUCCGAUUGCAAUGGAGAUUGGAACCGGGCAUAUGCUCGAUUGAAUAUUCCUAGGAAAAUGAAAUUCCUACUUAUUCUGCUAAGUGUUGGUACAUGCAUCAUCUUGUAUGGAAGAACCUCUAUGUUAGUGCUUUUUCAUCUUUUCAAAAUUCUGAACUUUGUUGCUUAAAAGUAAUGUCUUCUUUUCUUUCUAUGCUCUUCCUCCUCUCAGUCUCAGGAAAAUCCAGAGAUGUUCCUAUCUAGAUACUGUUAGUUCAGAAGUUUUCUUUCACAAGUUGGCGACGGGAUAUUCGGUUGACACCAUUCACCGUCAAGCUAGUUUUAGGACAACGAUCUGAAGCUUCAAUGCCACGCACCUCAAGCACCUAAUUAAUAUGUCGCAGAGAAGCUACCUUAGCAGAAGGCACAUUUCAUUUACAAAAUUAUGUAUGGGAUCAGAAAAGCGCUGUGCGUUAAUGGUUUGCUUGGAGUAUUGCCCAAUUCUUUUGCACACACAUUGUCUGGCUUACUAAUGAUUCGUCAGCUUUUGAAUCACGAAAUUGACAUUUUGGUUGGAAGAGCAAUUUAUCCUCGGGUAAGUUCAUGUCUAAGCAGUUUUAGAUGGCAAGGGUGCUGCUCCAUUCUUCUUGGUUUGAAGUAAGAAUGUUGGUUUGAAGUAAGAAUGUAUGCUUAGCCCUUUUUUUUUUGAAAAUCUGAACAUCACAUUUUGUGCAACAUUGGAGCAGGUUGAUUUGGUGUUCAUGAACUUCAUGGUAACCACUGACUGCCAACUACAACUUGUCCAGAUUUUAGAGAUUACAUAUAUUGUGAUGCUUUAGUGCUUUACUGGCAACCUUGAUCCGUCAGAGUUUCAGUUCGAGUAUAGCAGGUUCACAACUGAUGAGUAAUGAGCGACUCAAAAACAGUGAAUUCAGAAGUUGGUUGUUCGUCGGGACAACAAAAAGUAACCAGUGAGCCUCUGUCUUCAUACCUCUGACGGAGUGCUGCGUAGUUCUGCAUAUAAAUAGACCCUAUUGAAGGUGUGUACGUGUCAGCUUGGCUCCUUCAUGACAACGAACCUGAGGUCCUCAACCUGAUGAAGUCAUGAAGAGGAAGCUACUGCAGUACGAUUCCUGACUAGAAAGCAUUGCAGCAGCUCCCGCCUCCUGCCCGGCCUCUCCACACCGCUAGUAUUUCUCCAGGCUCCGCGGCCGCAUCCUCCACUCGUUUCUCCACUGCAUCUGCUCUGCCCACAUUUGGCACUCGGCGGGCCUCUUCUAAGCGCUAUAGCGUCCUAUAGCGCUAUUUAAAAUGUAUGUUCAUGUGUUUGAAUGAAAGUCCCUUAGCGCAAGACCUCUUCUAAAUGCUAUAGCGAAGCUAUAGCGGGCUAUUUGAAACCAUGGCGCUGACGCCAGAAGAUCGUUGUUGGGCAAGGCCCGCGGCCAGCUGUGAAUAUUGAGUAUCCUGAGAAAUGUCUCCUUUGGAUAGAUUGUCCAUUUUUGGAAGGAAUUCAUCCCCUUUCCGCUCUUUA
Molecule: messenger RNA, 5599 nt
Organism: Triticum dicoccoides
Lineage: Eukaryota; Viridiplantae; Streptophyta; Magnoliopsida; Poales; Poaceae
Product: putative disease resistance protein RGA3
Exons: 7
Coding region: 196-3933 (1245 amino acids)
Molecular function (GO): ADP binding
Source: RefSeq, a predicted model, not a curated record